Molecule: messenger RNA, 4406 nt
Organism: Larimichthys crocea (large yellow croaker)
Lineage: Eukaryota; Metazoa; Chordata; Actinopteri; Sciaenidae
Product: NLR family CARD domain-containing protein 3
Exons: 12
Coding region: 408-3881 (1157 amino acids)
Molecular function (GO): protein binding
Source: RefSeq, a predicted model, not a curated record
CUGACAGUGGAGGUGCCUGACAGUGGAGGUGCCUGACGGUGGAGGUACCUGACAGUGGAGGUGCCUGACGGUGGAGGUACCUGACGGUGGAGGUAGGGGCGGUGCCUGACGGUGGAGGUGCCUGACGGUGGAGGUAGGGGCGGUGCCUGACAGUGGAGGUGCCUGACAUUGGUAGGUGCCUGACGGGGGUGGAGGUAGGGCGGUGCCUGACGGUGGAGGUGCCUGACGGUGGAGGGGUCAAACAGCUGUAACUUCCCCCGUUAUAAGGUGAGUGAUUUUUUAUAUCGUUGACUUCCUCAAACAAAGUUUGAGUGCGUGCAUGAACAGAAUGGACAAGAGAGGAGGAAUUAAAAUAAAUAUAACUACAAGGAAAAACUAUAAAGUAAAGAGAGAACCAACGAGAGGUUAUGUUGAUUGUUUCUCUAUGGUCCGUACUUCAGAGGCGAUGGUCCACCACAAUCUCUUGUUGUUUUACCUGUCCAGACCUAGUCCAGACAGCAGAGAGCCUGCAGAGUGAUGAAGUUCAAGAGUGGCUGCCAAUUUUUACCAACAUGAAAAGGAGAAUCCCUCAGACACCAGUUUCCCCGGAACCUGGACCUGAACCAGAACCCAGCUGUGUGUCCCUCAACAGUGACUGCUCGCAUGAUCGUGAUUUCAAUUUUAAACGACAAAAAGACUCUGCUGCAAAGAUCCCUCAGAGACGAGAUUCCUCUGGACCUGAACCUGAACCCAGCUGUGUGUCGCUCAACAGUGAUUGUUCGCAUGAUCGUGAAAUCUGUUUUAAAGGACAAAAAGACUUUGCUGCAAGAGUUGACCAACAGAACUUGAAGGUUCCCAGUGGUCAGCCUGCCCAGGCGCAUCAAACACACCUUGACUCUACAUGUAUGUUCCAGCUGCUGGAGGAGAACAUUGUGACUUUUGUGAAGAAUGAGCUGAAGAAGAUCCAGAAGAUUCUGUGUUCAGAAUACCCAGGAUGCUUGGAGAGCCAGAUGGAGGAUGAGGAGGAGUUGGGUGAUGAGGAGGUAAAGCAGAGGAAGAGCAGCAGAGAAGCAUUUCUGAAGAUCACGCAGCACUUCCUGAGGAGAAUGAACCAGGAGGAACUGGCUGACCAUCUGCAGAGCAGAUAUCCUGUUCCAGUUUAUCAGUAUAAACUUAAAUCUAACCUCAAGAAGAAGUUCCAGUGUCUGUUCGAGGGGAUUGCUAAAGCAGGAAAUCCAACCCUUCUGAAUCAAAUCUACACAGAGCUUUACAUCACAGAAGGAGAGACAGGAGAAGUCAAUAAUGAACAUGAGGUCAGACAAAUUGAAACCUCAUCCAGGAAACUAGAAAGACCAGAAGCAACAAUCAGAUGUAAAGACCUGUUUAAACCCGUACAUGGAAGAGAUGAACCAAUCAGAACAGUGAUGACAAAGGGAGUGGCUGGUAUUGGGAAAACAGUCUUAACACAGAAGUUUGUUCUGGACUGGGCCGAAGACAAAACCAACCAGGACAUUCAGUUCACGUUUCCAUUCACUUUCAGAGAGCUGAAUCUGCUUGAAGAGAAAAAGUACAGCUUGGUCGAACUUGUUCAUCACUUCUUUAUUGAAGCCAAAGAAGCAGGAAUCUACAGGUUUGAAGAGUUCAAGGUCGUGUUCAUCUUUGACGGUCUGGAUGAGUGUCGACUUCCUCUGGACUUCCACAAUGCUGAGAUCCUGACUGAUGUUACAAAGUCCACAUCAGUGGGUGUGUUGCUGACAAACCUCAUCAGGGGGAAACUACUUCCCUCUGCUCACCUCUGGAUAACCACACGACCUGCAGCAGCCAAUCAGAUCCCUGCUGAGUGUCUUGACAUGGUGACAGAGGUCAGAGGGUUUACUGACCUACAGAAGGAGGAGUACUUUAGAAAGAAAUUCAGAGACAGGAAGCAGGCCUGCAGGAUCAUCUCCCACAUCAAGACAUCACGAAGUCUCUACAUCAUGUGCCACAUCCCAGUCUUCUGCUGGAUCACUGCUACAGUUCUGGAGGAUGUGUUGAAAACCAAAGACGGAGGAGGAGAGCUGCCCAAGACCCUGACUGAGAUGUACAUCGACUUCCUGGUGGUUCAAUCCAAACUGAAGAACGUCAAGUAUGACGGAAGAGCUGAGACAGAUCCACACUGGACUCCAGAUAACAGGAAGAUGAUUGAAUGUCUGAGUAAACUGGCUUUUGAACAGCUGCAGAAAGGGAACUUGAUCUUCUAUGAAUCAGACCUGACAGAGUGUGGCAUCGAUAUCACAGCAGCCGCGGUGUACUCAGGAGUGUUCACACAGAUCUUUAAAGAGGAGAGAGGGCUGUACCAGGACAAGGUGUUCUGCUUUGUCCAUCUAAGCAUUCAGGAGUUUCUAGCUUCUCUUCAUGUCCAUCUGACAUUCAUCAACUCUGGAGUCAAUCUGCUGUCAGAAGAACAAUCAACUUCCCAGAAGUCUGAAAUACAAAAAGACACAUCUGCAGAGACACAGGUCUACCAGAGUGCUGUGGACAAGGCCUUGGAGAGUCCAAAUGGACACCUGGACUUGUUCCUUCGCUUCCUCCUGGGCCUUUCGCGACAGAGCAAUCAGACUCUUUUACAAGACCUUCUGACACGGACGAGACGUAGCUCACAGGUGACUCAGGAAACAGUCCAGUACAUCAAGAAGAAGAUCAGUGAGAAUCUGUCUCCAGAGAAAAGCAUCAACCUGUUCCACUGUCUGAAUGAACUGAAUGAUCGUUCUCUAGUGGAAGAAAUCCAACAGUGCCUGAGAUCAGGUAGACUCUCCACAGACAAUCUCUCUUCUGCUCAGUGGUCGGCUCUGGUCUUCAUUCUACUGUCAUCAGAAAAAGAUCUGGAUGUGUUCGACCUGAAGAAGUUCUCUGCUUCAGAGGAGGCUCUUCUAAGGCUGCUGCCAGUGAUCAAAGCCUCAGAUAAAGUUCUACUGAAUGGCUGUAACCUCUUAGAGAGAAGCUGUGAAGCUCUGUCCCUAGUUCUGAGCUCCCAGUCCUCUUGUGUAAGAGAGCUGGACCUGAGUAACAACAACCUGCAGGAUCUCGGAGUGAAGCUGCUGUCUACUGGGCUCGAAAGUCCACAUUGUACACUGGAAAAUCUCAGGCUUUCAGGCUGUCUGAUCACAGAGGAAGGCGGUCUCUCUCUGGUCUCAGCUCUGAACUCAAACCCCUCUCAUCUGAGAGAGCUGGACCUGAGCUACAAUCACCCAGGAGACUCAGUAGUGGAGCAGCUGUCUGCUAAAUUAGAGGAUCCACACUGGAGUCUGGACACUCUCAGGGUGGAGCCUCGUGGAGUCCAAUGGUUGAGACCAGGUCUGAGGAAGUAUUUCCGUGAACUCACACUCGACACCAACACCGUUAACGGAUUCCUCAAACUGUCCGACGACAACAGGAAGGUGUCACAUGUGGAGGAGAAUCAGUCCUAUCCCGAUCACCCAGAAAGAUUUGACAAGUGUCCUGAGGUGCUGUGUUCAAACGCUCUGACUGGCCGCUGUUACUGGGAGGUCGAGUGUAGAGGAGAAGUUUUUAUAGCAGCGACUUACAGAGGAAUCAGCAGGAAAGGAGACAGUGAUGACACCUGGUUCGGCAGGAAUGAUCAGUCCUGGAGUCUGACCUGCUCCAACUGUCGUUUCUCUGUCUGGCACAAUAACCAAGGCACCUCCAUCACCUCCACCUCCACCGCCUCCACCUGCUCUGUUUCCACCAGGGUAGCAGUGUAUGUAGACUAUCCUGCCGGGAUUAUGUCCUUCUACAGAGUCUUCUCUGACACACUGAUCCACCUCCACACCAUCAACACCACAUUCACUGGACCUCUUUAUACUGGGUUUGGGUUCAGGUAUGGUGUGUGGUCUGACUCCUCAGCAUCUCUGUGUUCUCUGUAGGAGGGAGAGUCUCCUCCUCUUACUAUAUACUGACCAGAGAGUUCAGUCUAUACACAAUGACACACAGCUGAUUUUAGUUAGUGAUUGUAAAUGCAGUUUAGUUGUUAUUUCUGCAAGACUCAGAGAAUAUCUUUACCAUUGCACACAUAUGAGAUUAAGAAAACAGCUAUAAAAACAGGUAAAAAUAAAGCAAUGCGCAAAAGCAAAACCAGUAUAGUAUGUGGAUGUGUAUUAAUCACUGAAAACUGAGGUUAUUACUUAAUUACAGCAACUAUCAUAGAGUCGUAGAUGCAGAUACUGGCUGCAAUAUACAGACAGAUCAAAGGAGAGGUGGCCUUAAAACAUAUGCACAUUGAAAGUGCACAUCAUCUUUUGUACAUUAUUUGUGCUGUGUUAUAUUCUACUGCAGUAUGCAUAAUGGAUGUAUUGUUGCCUCAGUAAUAAAACUGAAAAACAAAGAAUAUACAGCACUGUGUGACGCAGAAUGUGAUUUGUUUUUUUACAGGAUAGCCAGCUUUGCUUGCA